Molecule: messenger RNA, 1836 nt
Organism: Symbiodinium sp. CCMP2456
Lineage: Eukaryota; Dinophyceae; Suessiales; Symbiodiniaceae
Source: the annotation of a GenBank genome assembly
AUGUCGAAGACAAGCAGUUUGUUCAGAGCGCUUCUGAUUCUGCUGGCAGCAGAUACUCCAGCUGGCAGCGGAUCAGGGGCCGCCGUGUGCCCUUGCAUCAACAGCAGCUCACCUCUGUACAGCGCCUACCAGUCUGCUCUGGUCGCAGGAGGGCUCCCCGCAACCUUCGGCUUGUCAGGCUGUGCUGCUCAUGACUCCAACGUGUCGAUGUUCGGUUGCGCAACCAAUGCCUUGCCCUUCUGCUUAAACCCGUGGUGCUAUGUUGACAUGGACUUGUGCCCGGAGAACAGAGAGCUAUGUGAGGCCGCGGGUGGUAUGUUAGGCAGCCAGGUGUCUCCCCAUUGCCGCACCAGAAACCACAACCCCGGCGGCACCAACAUCUUGAACCUCUCCGAGCACUACAGCUAUGAGACCUGCGGGUCUCGGAACGUCUACGACACAUCGGAACUGCUAGAGCCCGUUGCUGGGCGCACCAUCCGGGCUGCAGCUGCCGCAUGGGCACCGUGGGUUGUCAAACGAAGGAACCUCAGAAACGAGGACGUUUGGGGCGGUCCUUCCUUCGACUUCUUCAAGACAUCCUUGGAAUUGUUUCACCCGGAGCCUGUGAUCAAGAUCAUUCCUGGAUGGGCCACAGCAGCAUCCAGGGCCAAAUUUCCAGAGAGUUCCUACACUGCCUGUGUGCACGACGUGGCAGUCGGCAACUUCGAUAUUUGUCUUGCUGAUCUUUGGCUCACACCACAGAGGAACCAGCUGGUCACCUUCCUGCCAGCCGUGAGGCAGGACUACUUCUAUUUGGUCGUCAAGAAGGACACAUACGUGGAAGUCGAGUUAACCAUCUGGGAACGUCUGUCGAAGCCUUUCAGCCCCUUUACACCAGGUGCCUGGCUGGGAAUCGUGGGCUUUCUUUGCAUCAUGUCGGUGCUCUUGUGGCUCCGGCAAGUGUGCGAGACAGGCUGCCACGGAGAUGUCAAGACGCUCUGCAAAGACAACGUCGUAGCAAUGCUACGCUCGCUUUUCUUCGUCUGGCACGAUUUUCUUCUCGGCCAGAGUAGCAUGGACGUAGAGACGGGUCCAGUGCGACAGAUUUUCAGCCUAGCGCUGGCUUUCUUCAUCCUCAUCACAUUGGCAAGCUACACCGCUAGCUUGGCCACUGGCCUCGUGGUCCAAACUCCCCCUGACGGCACCAUUAACUCCAUCGAUGAUGCCAUCAAACUUGGCAUGAGAAUCUGUGCUCCCUCGUCCCUUCUGGACACGUUCUCGUCUGUUUACCGAGACGCGUCGUUUGUAGGCGACGAGAUCCAGUUUCUUCCAAGAUUGCUUCACAGGGGUCAGUGUGACGUAAUGGUGCUGUCGCAGGAUGUCAUUCAGACUCUCUUUGCUGGGAAGGUUCGAGAACAGGAUUGUGCAGACUUUCGGGCAGGGCGGAUCACGCAGGAGGAAGCCCAAUGCAGGGAGGGAGACAUGAAGCGUGAUUGCGAGUUCAGCAGAGUUGGCGAUCUUCUCUGGAGCGUGCCACUGUCUUUUCCCGUAAGCGAAGAGCUGGCGCAUACUUUCUCUUGGUCCUUCACGGCUGCCACCACACGCGGUGUCAUGGAGGACGCAAAGAGAAUGAACGCCCAGCUCUUUUCGCAGUCCAUUUGUGAGGACGAGGAGAGUGCCAGCGAAUCCCUGGCAUUGACAUUCGACAAUAUGAGUGGUUCAAUGAUCAUCUCUUUCUUCAUUAUGCUGAUUGGAUUUGUCGUCAUGGCAGCCCGGCAUUUCUACCGUCAGCAGGCCGCAAGCAGUGCCGAAAACGAAGGAUCACCCGAUGAUGGCGAGCUCAAGCGGAACGUUUGA